AUGCUUGCUUGCCGGAUUCGAAGCUUAUCAGGGCAGAGCUUCGACUUGGAAGUACCACCAGAGUCAACAGUCAAAGACGUGAAGUACAGAAUCGAGCAAGACUGGGCGAUUCCAAAAAUUUGUCAGAAGCUGCUCUACAGGGACCAACUCCUCACAGAAAAGUGCCGUUGCCAAAGUUUUGCAGACGGCUGCGUGGAGCUACAGUUGGUCAUCACAACUGAGAUAUUGCGUUCAUCGUUGAGCUCUGCCCUGGCUUUGGAGGCUUUGCAGAGCCUUCACAGCAUUGCCAAAGACAGUGGGGGAGAUCCAAAGGUUUGGUCUGCAGUAGAGGCGGAAGUGUGGGACAGCCUGAAUCAGCCACUACGAGAUGUGCAAGAUUCGGCAACUUCAGUCCUCAUGGCAGCUGCUGUUGCGGGCAGAUCGAACACGCGAGAAGAAGUCUUGGAGCGUCUGGAAAGUCGAGAUGAGCGAUCUAGGCUGGUGGCGGUGCAGAUGUUGGGCAUCAUGCGUGAUGCCUCAGCAGACGCUUUGAGGCGUCGACUUCUGGACCCGAGCGAUUCAGUACGGUCGGCGGCAGCUGAGGCAUUGGCAGCUCGCCCAGAGUUCCUCGAUCAAGCAGCCAGGUUCGCUUUAAGCGCCUUGCUCCAUGACCGGAGUGCUCUGGUUCGAACGGCGGCUGCACGUGCCCUCGCCCGCUUUGUCUCAAUCAGUGGAUGUCCUUUCUGCGUUCAUCCAGGUGAGAGUGAAAAGUACGCAGACAACGUGGAAUUCGCUUUUCUCGCAGUCUUAGCCCGCCUCCAGCAUCCUGACCCGUCUGUUCGUAGCUCUGUCGCUGGUGCUGCGGGCGCCGUCCUCAGUGCCGCAGCGCGGCGUCGCUGUGAGCGCUGUGGUGCUCGGCGGCGUCCCGAGGCGGCUGAGGAGACGAGCUUUGCCGCUAUGGCUGCUCAAACCCUCUCCGCCUGUUUAGCCGACAGUUGUGCGGCAGUACGCGCAUUGGCGCUGCAAGCGCUGGCGGAGCUUUCCGGAGGGAAGGACGGCAAGAUCAUGGCAGCCGAGCUCUCUGCGCUCAAGAAUCAGGUGGCCCCUUGCUUGAAACACAUGGACGCCGGAGUCCGUGUCGCCGCCACGCGUGCCACCGUUCGCCUUGUACAGAACGGCGACAGAGAGUCGAUCCAGGUUCUUCAGCGGCUGGUGCAUAAAGACUCCGACAUCAGUGUCCGGACGGCGGCAAAAAAUGCUCUCCUGGCGCUGGGGGUGGACCCCUUUUAA
Molecule: messenger RNA, 1269 nt
Organism: Symbiodinium natans
Lineage: Eukaryota; Dinophyceae; Suessiales; Symbiodiniaceae
Source: the annotation of a GenBank genome assembly